Calliphora vicina (urban bluebottle blowfly) is the source of this 2585-nucleotide messenger RNA. RefSeq names its product ATPase family gene 2 protein homolog A. The record is from RefSeq and is a predicted model, not a curated record. Gene Ontology annotation, cellular component: cytoplasm. The transcript is spliced from 3 exons. Gene Ontology annotation, molecular function: ATP binding; ATP hydrolysis activity. Lineage: Eukaryota; Metazoa; Arthropoda; Insecta; Diptera; Calliphoridae. Bases 69 to 2558 code for a protein of 829 amino acids.
UUCCUCCCAUUCAAUUCCGUGCAUGUGUUUUAUAAACAUAAACAUUUUACAAAAACUAUCCCCAAAAAAUGCCUCCUAAAUCAUCAAAUAAAAAGAAUGUCGCUAGUGCUACACCGUCAUGGUAUCAUUGUGAAAAAUGUGAUGUACACAUUACAACAAAAGAACGAGAAAAACAUGAACAAAAAUGUCCUAUACAGGACCAACAAUCUGAAACCGACAAAGGCGAACAUUUGGAAUAUAUAAGAAAAGGUACUUUACAUACGGGCAGUUAUGAAAAGCGAAAAUUUGAUAUAGAAGAAAUCAAAGAAAUGCCGGCAAAAUAUGUAAAUAAUCUAAUAUUCAUAUCGGAAGGAGCCAUACGUUUGGCUGGUUGGCAUAUUGGACAACAGGUGGUUAUAAAAACAAAAAAUACAUUUGAUUUAGUACGUAGCAUAUGGCCCAUACCGGAAAAAUUUUUAACAACAAUAUUUGUUAGCGAAGAAGAUUACAAUACAUAUUGGUCAAGCUUGAAAUAUCAAUGUUUAAGAAUUGAGGCUGUGCCUAAUGGACAACCCAAAGUAGCCAAAACAUUAUUAUUGCAAAUACAAACAGCUAACCAAGAUGAUGAACCAUUAAAUAGCCAACAACUCAAAGAUGUCGACCGUUUAUUGAAAUUGGCUUUAAGAAAUUUAUCCUUUACUUUAGACUCUGUGGUAUACUUUAAUUUUUUCAAUAAGCCUUUAACAUUGAAGAUUAUUUAUUGGUCAGCUGUAAAUACUAAUAGUAAUGACGAUCCCUCCAGCGUUCUGGAAACAUCUUUAAAUAAUUUAAAUAUUAAUAAACAUUCACCUGGGGAAGAUAUUUUUAAAGUUACCAACUCCACCACAAUAGAAGUAUCAACGGAAAAUAUACCCAAUUCUGAUGACGAAUCCGAGGAUUUAUCAAAAUAUUUGGUAACGAAUAAGGAUAUUGGUGGUUUAAGCAAACAGUUGGAAAUCAUCGAAGAAUCUAUAGACUUUGCAUUGGGUUUAAGGAAAAUCCCUCAAGGUGUUAAAAUUUCUCGUGGCUUAUUAAUUUAUGGCUCUUCAGGCUGUGGUAAAACUAUGAUAUGCGAAGCCAUGUGUAGUAGGCUGUUACAAAAACAGGAACUGCUACCAAAAUCCUCCUUUAAACCAUUGAUUUUGAAAUUAAACACCAGUGAAUUAUUUAGUAAAUUCCUAGGAGAAACAGAAAAGAAUUUGGCUGUUUAUUUCGAUAAAGUUUACCAGCAGUAUCCACAGCCUACUCUAAUGGUCAUAGAAGAUGUACACAAUUUAUGCCCCAAACACGAAACAAACGAAGUGGUUAAACGAGUUUCGGUAGCAUUUCUGAAUAUGAUGGAUGCGUUGGCCCAUAAACGAGAAGCUCAAAGAUGUUUUGUAUUGGCAACCACUUCUCAAUUAGAAAUGUUGAACCCCAGUAUAAGAAGAUGCGGUAGAUUAGAUUGUGAAGUUGAGGUGGCACCACCAACGCCCGAGGGACGCCAAGAUAUCCUUAAAUGUUUGCUGAGAAAGGUUGAAAAUAAUUUAUCUUUAAAGGAUGUCCAACAAAUCGCACAGGUUACUCACGGUUUUGUGGGUGCCGAUUUAGCAAAUCUUAUUUACAAUGCGACAUUAAAGACAUUGCACCACAGUGCAGCGGCUUCGGUACAGCUACAAGUUGAGAAUUUAAAUAAUGCAUUGGCAUAUGUUAAACCUUCAGCUAUGCGUGAAGUUUUAAUAGAAUGCCCCAAUAUUAAGUGGACCGACAUAGGAGGUCAAGAUGAAUUGAAAUUAAAGUUAAAACAAGCCAUUGAAUGGCCUUUGAAACAUGCUGAACAGUUCCAAAGAUUGGGCAUUAAACCUCCUAGAGGGCUAUUAAUGUACGGCCCACCAGGUUGUUCCAAAACCAUGAUCGCCAAGGCUUUAGCCACUGAAUCCCAGCUUAACUUUUUAUCCAUUAAAGGACCAGAAUUAUUUUCUAUGUGGGUUGGCGAGUCUGAGCGUGCUGUAAGAGAAGUUUUCCGCAAAGCUAGACAAGUAGCACCGGCUAUUGUUUUCUUCGAUGAAAUUGAUGCCAUAGGUGGAGAACGUUCGGAUGGCUCUUCUUCGGGAUCUGGCAGUUCAGUUAAAGAAAGAGUUCUUACACAAUUACUAACGGAAUUGGAUGGCGUUGAGUCUUUAGAGAAUGUCACAAUUGUUGCUGCUACAAAUCGUCCCGACAUGAUUGAUAAGGCUUUAUUACGUCCUGGACGUAUAGAUCGCAUCAUUUAUGUGGGUUUGCCGGAUGCCAAGGCACGUCAAGAAAUUUUCCGCAUUAAAUUACAAAAAAUGCCCUUAGCGGAAGAUGUUAAUUUGCAAGAGCUGGUAAAUCAAACUGAAGGUUAUUCGGGUGCUGAAAUUCAAGCAGUGUGUCAUGAAGCUGCUUUGAAAACUUUAGAGCAUAGUUUUGAUGCUCCAUGUGUGACAUGGUCCCAAUUUGAAUACGCUUUGAAAGCGGUACAACCACGCACAAGUCCAGAUUUGUUGCGAUUAUAUGAAGACUACAUGAAAAAAUCAUAAAUAAAUGCUGUUUACAAAUAAAGAAAA